Clonostachys rhizophaga is the source of this 1062-nucleotide messenger RNA. NCBI's taxonomy places the organism in Eukaryota, Fungi, Ascomycota, Sordariomycetes, Hypocreales, Bionectriaceae. The record is from the annotation of a GenBank genome assembly.
AUGCCGCGCGCAGCUUACAAGUCGAAACCAUCGCUCGCAAUCAAAUUGGAAGGGAACCGGUUGGCAUACUAUCCGGGAGAUGUAAUCAUUGGAUGUGUACACAGAACCUCGUCACUGCCCUGCGCAGAUCCCACUGAGGAUGGGAGCCCGGUAUAUGGAUGGAAUUUCGCACUCACUAUCCCCAAGACCGUCGAUGAAAAAGCGUAUGGGAAGAAAACCUCAUUCAUACCGUUCCCUCAGGACGUGGCGGAUAGCUGUAUUCUACCUGCCAGCUUUACUGGGGUUACAGAGACUGGUGGCCAUGAAGCAUAUGUUGAGUACUUUCUCCAAGCCGACUUACCGGUUCAAGGUAAGGCACUCGCAGCACACGAGGCCAUUCUUCCGAUCAAGAUCGUAUCUAGCUUGGAGCAGCCGGUACUUAUGGAUCAUCUGCUUCAAGAGCAGCACCACCAGCUCCAAGUCAACUCGGAACGACUCAUACCCGGGAUGGAGAAUCACCGGCCUUCAUUCUCUGAAAGGCUGAAAAAGACAUUUGCCCCAAAAUCAGAUUGCAGGCUCUCUUUUCAACUCGAUGUCCAGGUUCCCAGCGUCAUCCAGCUGCAAUCUGAAGUCCCGAUUCCCUUACUAGUAUCAGCCGCGCCGCUAUGGGAUAAGACGGAUGGCAUUAUUCGCAACGUCCCACAGAAGAUCCUGAUAGUUGGAUUGAAUGUCAUGCUGCACUCCGUGACCCAGAUCAAGUGCGAGCGUGACCAACUCGGCGAAUGGGUGAACAGCAUUCCAUUGGCUCAUCGCCUUCCACUCAAUCAUCCGCUAGAAAUCCAAUGCACUGGGGAGGGAGAGCAUCCCGUCGACAUUGGCACGGAUGUGAACUUGCGGAUCCUCAAGAAGAAGCCCUAUGAGGUGACGGUGUUUGAAAUCGAGCCUGAUUAUCUCGUGUGGAAUUUUCGCCAUUCGCACAGGAUUGAGUAUGAAUUGAGAUGUAUGGUUGGGGGCAAAGCAGUCGCAGCUACUGGCGAGCAGACCUUGCAAAUCUUGCCACCAAGCAACAUUUUGAGAUUUUAA